AGACCAUUUCCUUCCAGUAGCGGGCCUUGUUACAGACACACAUAAACAUACACAUAUGCAGUCAGAGUGCAGACAACCGUCAAAGCGAAGCCCCGUUUUGGAUUGCCUGAUAUUACUGCCACAAACACCGGAUGCGCCCAACCACAGGUUAUCCUAAUGGACUUUCAUCGCUGAUCCAUAGCAACAUCUGCUCGACACCACGGUGGGAUCUUUUGGCUCUGAUGGUACUGGCUGAUCUGUGACCACUGCCUGCUUGAGGAUACCUGCUGCCCAGUUCCCCUCAAUAUGUCUGGGAUUCAUGUGCCAUGGUCAACUGGCACAGAGUGUGUUGCUAAAUAUAACUUCAAGCCUGGCAAUGAACAGGACCUGCCCUUCUGCAAAGGAGAUGUACUGACCAUUGUUGCAGUCACCAGGGAUCCAAACUGGUACAGAGCAAGAAACACAGUGGGCAGGGAGGGCACCAUUCCAGCCAACUAUGUCCAGAAAAGGGAAGGAGUCAAGUCUGGAGGGAAACUAAGUCUUAUGCCCUGGUUUCAUGGGAAGAUAACCCGUGAGCAGGCAGAGCGGCUCCUCUACCCUCCUGAGACAGGCUUGUUCCUGGUCAGGGAGAGCACCAACUAUCCUGGCGAUUACACCCUGUGUGUCAGCUGCGACAGCAAGGUGGAGCACUACCGCAUCAUCUACCACAACGGCAAACUCACCAUUGAUGAGGAGGAGUUCUUUGAGAAUCUCAUGCAGCUGGUGGAGCAUUACACCAAAGACGCCGAUGGCCUUUGUACCAGGCUGAUUAAGCCCAAGCUGAUGGAGGGAACCGUGGCAGCGCAAGACGAGUUCUCCAGGAGUGGCUGGGCCUUGAACAGGAAGGAGCUGAAACUCCUCCAGAUCAUUGGCAAAGGCGAGUUUGGAGAUGUGAUGGUCGGAGACUACAGAGGGACCAAGGUGGCGGUCAAGUGUAUCAAAAAUGAUGCCACAGCGCAGGCUUUCAUCGCUGAGGCCUCCGUCAUGACGCAGCUGAGGCACAACAACCUGGUGCAGCUGCUGGGUGUCAUUGUGGAGGAGAGGGGCAGUCUCUACAUCGUCACAGAAUACAUGGCAAAGGGCAGCCUGGUGGACUACCUGCGGUCCAGAGGACGGACUGUCCUCGGUGGAGACUGCCUGCUCAAGUUCUCACUUGAUGUGUGUGAAGCUAUGGAGUACCUGGAGGCCAACAACUUUGUCCACAGAGACCUGGCAGCUCGAAAUGUGCUGGUGUCUGACGACAACAUCGCCAAGGUCAGCGACUUUGGCCUCACCAAGGAGGCCUCCUCCAUACAGGACACUGCCAAGCUGCCCGUCAAGUGGACCGCCCCUGAAGCACUAAGGGAGAAGAGGUUUUCUACUAAGUCGGAUGUUUGGAGUUAUGGAAUCCUGCUUUGGGAGAUUUACUCCUUUGGCCGUGUGCCUUACCCUAGAAUUCCACUAAAAGACGUAGUGCCCCGGGUGGAGAAAGGCUACAAGAUGGACGCCCCAGAUGGCUGCCCGCCUGUAGUCUACGACCUGAUGAAGCAGUGCUGGACCCUGGACCCCGCCAUGCGGCCCUCAUUCCGCAUGCUGAGGGAGAAGCUGCAGCAUAUCAGAGCCAAGGAGCUCUACCUGUAAAGAGGAGGCGCAGACAGAGGGGGGAGGGGGGACAUGCAGCCCAGCACAGAUCCAGAAUGGGAGGAGGAGGAGGAGGAGGAGGAGGAGAGGGACCACAGCAUCUUCCUCCAGCCUGCUGACCCAUGGGACUGCCACACUGUGCCCCGCCACACACACUCCCCACCCCCCCGGCUGUCGUCCUCCACACAAAGACUGUUUUCCUGUUUGUGUUGUAAAGCUUUCCUCUCCACACCGCCCCCCCACCUCCACCCACUACUGCCUCUCCAUUACCACCCUCACCUGGUCCAAGCUGCUCCUCUUCCUCCACCUGAGUUAACCCUUUGCUCCCUCUGUCCUUCCUCCUCCUCCUUUUGAAACGUGGCAUUAACUGGAGGGGGGGCUGGCCUUUCUCUCCAUGUUUGUCAUGUGUUUUUCUCCCAUCAUGCCCCACCCCCACCCUGUUUUCUUUAUCAUUCCAUCAUCUAUACACGAUGUGGCUCUGCAUGCCUGUCAGCCCAGCUGUCAUUCCACCCUUCAACCCCCCACCCCCUCACCAUCAGCUGUGUUGUCAGGUGUGGAUGGGGGGGGGGGGGGGUCACUCUGUGUCAAAGUGCCUCCAGCCUACAGAGCUCCACACCACUCAUAACACUGCUUUUAAUCAGACUGUUAAGGUGUCAAAUUUUAUUACUUUUUCUUAUUUUUUCAGGGACGUUAUUUCACUUUUGUGUUUGUUGAAUUGCCAUCCCCCACUCCACCUCCACCAUUUCAAUACUAUUGUUUUUUUAAAGCAUCCCCCGCCCCAUCUUAAGAGGAGCACGAAGAGUAGUCAUGUUUAUCCUGCGACCGACAGCCCCGAGGAGCAACGUGAGGGGUGGAGGUGGAGGGCCAGAUUAUAACAAGUGACGGUGGGGGCGGCUAGAGAAAGAGAGCCAGUUCACAAACAUGGUGGAGUCAUCUUAUGUGAGCUUGUUUUUAUAUCAAAAUAUAUUUAAAGGAUUAAAAAAAAACCUACAAAAAACCAAGAAGAAAACUGACUGAGAAUCAGAAUGGAGGACUUGGUUCAGUUGUUUGAACUCUGGGCUGAACUGGGCUGGUGCAUGCUGCGUGUGAGAGGCCUUGGUUCAAAUGUCAGUGCUUUCAAUGUUCGUUGUUUUAUUAUGCUGUCAUGAUUAUGAAUAAAUCAUUCCAUCUGAACAGUGUGGGGACACGU
This is a messenger RNA of Nematolebias whitei (Rio pearlfish), 2827 nucleotides long. RefSeq names its product tyrosine-protein kinase CSK. NCBI's taxonomy places the organism in Eukaryota, Metazoa, Chordata, Actinopteri, Cyprinodontiformes, Rivulidae. Gene Ontology annotation, biological process: regulation of Fc receptor mediated stimulatory signaling pathway; protein phosphorylation; adherens junction organization. Gene Ontology annotation, molecular function: protein binding; ATP binding; protein tyrosine kinase activity. The transcript is spliced from 13 exons. Bases 286 to 1638 code for a protein of 450 amino acids. The record is from RefSeq and is a predicted model, not a curated record.